This is a messenger RNA of Ilex paraguariensis (yerba mate), 300 nucleotides long. NCBI's taxonomy places the organism in Eukaryota, Viridiplantae, Streptophyta, Magnoliopsida, Aquifoliales, Aquifoliaceae. The record is from the annotation of a GenBank genome assembly.
AUGGAAUUGGAAAAUAGCAGGUUUGGGGAGUUUGCCAGGAUUACACAAAUGAUGGAUAAUGGUAAAAGAAAGGGUUUGAUUAUUCCCAAAGGCUCCCAAGGCAUUGGAUGGAAAGGGUUUAGAGGAUUAACGGAGGAUGCUCUUUCAGCUCGAAUGAUAGGGCUUUCUCACACAGGCAAAGGGGGGUCUCUCCAUAGACGAAACAAAGGCUCUCCUCAAAGUCGAAAACUGAUGGUUAAGGUCACUGAAGCUAAUCGUCGAGCAAAGGGGGGAUUGGAGCUUCCGAUAGGAUCUCCUUAG